AGAAAUGAUGAUGAUGAUGAUGAUGAUGUAUGGAUGAAACAAACCAGUCAAUAACACCUGUCUGACUGUGUAAACAACAACAACAAUAAUAUUCAAAAAUAAAAGAGCACACAGAGUUGUUGUUGUUUUUAAUUUUAUUUUUAUUCACAUUUUAUAUCCCACUCUUCCCCCAAGGAGCCCAGAGCGGUGGGUGUACUACAUACUUAGGUUUCUUCUCACAACAACCCUGUGAGGUAGGUUAGGCUGAGAGAGAAGUGACUGGCCCAGAGUCACCCAGCUAGUAUCAUGGCUGAAUUGGGAUUUGAACUCGGGUCUCCCUGGUCCUAAUCCAGCACUCUAGCCAUUACACCACGGUGGCUCUCUUAGUUUAGUUUAGUUCCUUCACUUCACCUUUAAUCUUUUCCCACAAUCCUCCCCCGCUCUAAAACAAGUAGAAGGGAAAGUGGGGAGGGAUUUUGUGACCAGAAAAGGACGCUUAAAGUGCUGCUUCUGUAACUGGAGAAAGAGCUGCUGUUGAUUCAGAGUCUCCACCCCAGCCAGUUCCAGUGGCCUGAAGGAAUUCUCUGAAGGAGAAAAUUGCUUGGGCCCUGUUCAGAUUAACAUACAUGAACAGAGUAAUGCCCAAAUUCCUUCAGAACUUGUAACUGUGUGAGCUUUUGUGUGGAUAUUAUUGAAGCAGGGCAUACUUUGCCCCUGACUUCCCCCCAGUAUGCCUCUGUCCACCACAUUUAGUGGGACUGCUUGCAGUUGCGCUGCAUGAAACAGCCCAAACCAGACUGGGAUUUCUCUGUAGAAACUCAGUAAUACUACAACAGGGAGGCGGCGACAGUGCUAUACAUUCCAUAUAACAGUACAGUUGUGAACCAUGCUAAAGUAAGACCUGCCCUUCAGGACAAUUCCUUCAGAAGUUGAUAACUAAGCUUUUGAAUACAUCACAAAUCAGAAAAAAAAAAUGUUUGCAGCCUUGAAAUACCAUGCAGUAGACUAUUUAUAUGAGAAAGUUUCCCAACAGAGAUUUUUCUUUGAACGGUUAUCAAUUCACAUCCCUUCCUGUUUAUACAAAGAUAAAAAUUAUUAUCAUGAUGGAGACUUUGCGGAUGAUAAAUACAGGAGACCAUGGACAAGAGUUUCAGUUGAUUCCAUUCAAAUUGUGAUGAAUUUUUCUGUGCUUGAUCUUUGGAAGGAAUAUUUCUACAUAGAAGAUUUCUUGGAGAAGAAACCUAUUUCAAGCAUUCCCAUCAAUAUUCAUAAUGAAGAUAUUGAAGUUGUUCCGAGUUCAAAUCCUUGUUCUCAGUGUGAGCCAGAAGAUGCUUAUUUGCUUAUAAAGGAUGACAGCAAGCAAGAAUUUAGUGAUGCCAGUCAUUUACAGCUAAAUUAUGUCCCAGUAAUACUUAAAGAACAAGAAGAAGAAGAUUUGUAUAUUGAAGAUGAACUUGUUUUUACUGACCAUUUGACCCAAUAUGCUAAAUUGCUACCUAAUCUGCGUACCCUCUUGAGCCGGCUCAGCAUUUUCCGAGUGCAGGAUCCCCUUUUAAGUUCCAGCGGAAACAGUAUCACAGAGGAGGACAUCUUCAGAGAGUGCUUUACAUUCAAAAGGAGUGUGGCAUCUCAAGUGAAGAGGACAGCAUUGUAUGAAGAUGUUUGCAAAGUGACUUUAAGUGAAGAGGAGACACUUGUACUUCCUCUUGAGUUACAAUCCUACAAAACAUCAGACCUCAGACUGAACCCAGAGAUUCCAACAUGUUUAGCACUGAAAUCUUUAUUACAAGUAGCUCCGGAAGUUAUAGCAGAUGAAAGUGGAAGUUAUAAAAUAACCAGUGAAGAUCUUGCAGUGAAAAUUACACCUGAGAUAGAAAUUUCAGCAUAUUGCUCCACACAAGAAGUUUGUUCCAGUCAAAAUGAAAGUGAACUGGAAUUCAGCGAAUUACCAAGUUACACUUCAUUCCAUGCUAGGGAAUUGGAGGUCCCACUGACUCCUCCAUGCAGCUCAGGGAAGGUGCAUGUGAAUUCACUGUAUGCAACACUACAAUCAGAACCUGUUUCCCCCUUAAGUAAAAGUUUUUUUAUUACAGAAUCCACUAAAGUGCACUUAGAAGGUCUGUUAUGGCAGUCAGAAAAAUACCAAAAUACCAUGAGUUCCCUUUUACUUGCAGAGCUUCAGACUUCUGUGCCUACAUGUCAACAGCUUCUGGUUACAGAACUGAAAAAACUCUUUUCUAUACAUGAAGACAAGUCAGAAUUCAGCACAGUGGAAGAAGAUGGGUGGAUUAAUUUAAGAGAAAAUAUGGCUUUUCCUUGUAUUUUAGAAACACUGAGCACAGAUUUGGGAGAUGGGGACAGCUUUAUUUCCACGAAUGUAGAGCAAUUCUCAAAAAUUGCCACCUUUCAUUUACAGAGAUGGCUCGAAGAGAAGAAUUCCAUUGCUAAAAAUAAAGUGGUGUCUGUUGGUGCCCUUGACUGUGGUGGAACAAAGGAUCCUUGUUGGUCUCCUCAGAAGAAAGAAACAUUCCUUCCACUACCCUUGGGGCAUUCAUCAGGUGUACAUCUACAUGAUGAAAAUAUUGAAAAACAAGUUACAAAAGACAAACUACUACACAGUGAAACAGAAACACCAUUGCAUUUUGGAAAACACAAAGAUCAAGAAAAUUAUCAAUUGAAACCAUCCAUCUGCAAAAAGGUGUCUGUUGAACCAAACAGCACAUUAGGAGACAAAAAGAUGAUAUCUUUUGAACAACCUAGAAAAUGUGGAGAUGAUUUUGAUCUUCUGAGCAAUUUCAUCAUGUUGAGAUCUAAACAUAUGAUCACCCAAAGUGAGGAAACAAACAGUGUGGAUAUUCAAGAAGAAGUUCCAGUUGCUAAGGAAGAGAGCCCAGCAUUUGAAACCCAUGACAAUCCUGUUGUCCCUCAUCCUGCAGUCCCUAUGGAAACAAAGGAAAAUGAAGAAAUCGUCUCCAUACAGAUUAAAGCAUCAGAGAACCAGUUUGAGGCAUAUCAUAUUCUUGAAGCAACAGCGGCUCCUGUUUUGAAAGAACUCCUGAGUCUUGGCAUGCAUAACUGGAGAUUUGCUACCCUUAAUUUUGAUGACACCAGAUUUUUCUUAAAACAGCAAGAGAAAGUGAUCAGCGAUACUUUUAAACAAGGUGUGACAGGUACAGAAGAUGCAAGAGAUAUUACAGUAUUCAAACAUGCUGCUAUUCUGCAUUUGCUGGUAACGGUUCGAGACCUCUUACUAACAUGUAGCUUGAACACUGCAUUAGGAUAUUUGUGCAAGGCAAAAUAUAGGUAUAAGGACUUCCUAGGCUCUAGCAUGGAUAAUAUUUGGAGACAGCUGAAGAUUGUGCAGUUUGCCCAGCAGAAGGAGCAUAAAGCCACUCCGAAGAUAACCAAGCUGCAGUUCAAAAUGCUAAAGUGGGUGCAGAGCAAUACAGAUGAGCAGAAUAAGGUCGUAAUCGUGACUAGGAUGGAUUUUGAUGAUGAAAUGGAUGCUCUAAUCAAGACAAUUAAUACAGUGCCAGCAGGUUUGAAGGCUGUGUAUUUGGAUUCAGAAAAAAAAGGAGCUUUGCUAGACAGCAAAAAUAUCAUAAGUAGUUUGGAGAAAUGUUCCUGCGUGAUUGUACAUAAUCAGCACAUUGGACCCGACUUUCCUUGGACUCAUUUUUCAUUAGUGGUGGAGUAUAACUAUUCAGAAAAUUCCUGCUGGUUUGAUAUUUGCAAAAGUCUGAAUAUCUCUUAUAUAACUUUUGUAACAGCUCUCCCAGAAACUGUUGAGAUAGAAGAGGUUUCUCCGGGUAAUUUUGGAUGUGUACUUCUUGGGGUUCAGAUUCCCUAUAUUUUCCUGACAUCUGAGGGACUUCUCAACAUGCCAGAAAUUCUUCAGUUACUGGAGUCCAAGUACAAUAUUACAUUUAUUGAGAGAAGCUGCUGUGAGGCAUUACAGUUAUUUGGAAGCACAGACCGUUACGUUGUGGUGACUGUAGAUGAAUGCACUGUCAUCGUUAUGCAGAACAUAGAAGAACUCAAUUAUGAAAAGUCCUCUGAUAAUAUUGUGUUAAGAUUGAUGGUGUUAUCACUCCAGUAUAGCUGCUGUUGGAUUAUUUUUUACUCGAGGGAAAGGCUGAAUUCUCAGUAUAUCUUAGCUGGAAAGACUCUGCAUCACCUAGCCUUAAUUUAUGCUGCCUUGGUUCCAUUUGCCCAGAAGUCAGAAGACUUUGAAGUGAAGGUGGCUCUUACACCAGGAGUUGAAGAGACAGCACUCUUCAUUCGUCAGGUUGCUGACUACAGUCUGAUGACUUCUAAAAGAGAUCCUCAGGAGUGGCUGGACAAAUCCUGGCUGGCUGUCUUGCCAUCAGAGGCAGAGAAAUGCUUGCUUACAUUUCCAUGCAUAAACCCUCUUGUGGCUCAAGUCAUGUUAAAGAAAAGUUCUUCAUUGGAGUGGCUGCUGUCAACAACUUUUGACAAACUUCAGGAACUUUUGCCUGAAGUGCCAGAAAGGAUUUUAAAGCACUUUAGCAAUAUCACAUCAAUGUACACCUUAAAUCCUUCAACUGAAUCAAAACCUUCAGAAGAAACAGUGCCACUUCAUACUAACAUGAACACUGCCACCAGCUUCUGCUCUCAAGUUCCUUUUUCUGAGGUUUUGCUCUCCAGUUCUCAAGAACACAGUCCACAUGAUCAAUAUUCAAGAUGUUUUAAUAAAGAAGAGUACAGCAUGCCUUGUUCCCCGAGUUACUACCAGCAUGAGUCUCAUGCUCCUCUGAAACCAAAUGCAAGGCGCAUAUUAAUGGCAUCUCCAGUAUCUUAUCAAGCAGAUGCCUGUUCCUUUCAAGAAAGAGAUCAUAAUACAGAGAUAGAGGGCCAACAUUGUCUCCCAUUUCUGAAACAUUUGGAAACAGAGAGAAGAGCAUCUUCAUCCCUCCCAACACUGAACAAUUUGGGGGAAUCUACCCUUAGUAAUUUUGUAACCAAAAUGCCACCUCUGGGAUACAAUGAAGGUGACACUAACUUUUAUCUUGAAAAUUGCCCACAAAAUGGAACAUGCCUUUCAAAAGUAACAAGAGGACCAAAGCUGGAUGUCCCAGUCCUGAUGAUGAACCCAACCUAUAUCGAUAAACAAAUUUUACAUGGGGUGGAAAAGCACCCUCCUGUGAAACAGUGUAACUCUAGCCAAGAUUCCACAUAUUCUUGGUACCUUGUGUCUAACAGAGAAGACUUUCCAUUCCUAGAUAGUUUUCUAGGAGAAUUUGGCAGGACAGCAUAUGGCAGGACAGCAUAUAGCAGUCCAGAAUUUCAGUUUGAGGAGAGGUUCUGGGAUGACAAACCAUGCACACAGAAAAUGGCUUUAUCUCCAAGUUUCUACAAAGAAGGGUCCAAUCCAGAUAGAUUAUUUAGGAUAGCUGGAGAAUAUAAAAGACCAAAUUUCUUAUCGUCUAAUCAAAGAGAACAAAAUGUUUCAGCAGCAGGUUUAGAAUUCACACAAAUACCACAGCUUAAAAAAAGACGUCUAACAUUUGAAAAAGAUCCUGGGAGAAGUGAUGGGCAAACACGUCUUAAAUUCUUUUAAAGGAAAUGGCAAGUGAACCCUUCUGUUCCAAUAUGACAGUUUCAAAAAGAGCAAUUUUAAAAUGAUUGAUUUUGUACUCACUCAUUUUUAACACCGUUAGGCUUUUCUUAUCUGUUAGCAAAAGUGUUUGUGCAUGCUUAGUUUGUUGUCAAGAUUUUAGGAAAUAGAUUGAUCUGAAAAAAUACAUGUUGAUGCAACUAUCAAAAUAAAUCAAAGCCCUGCUGUUUAA
Molecule: messenger RNA, 5789 nt
Organism: Hemicordylus capensis (graceful crag lizard)
Lineage: Eukaryota; Metazoa; Chordata; Lepidosauria; Squamata; Cordylidae
Gene: SHOC1
Product: shortage in chiasmata 1
Exons: 28
Coding region: 953-5560 (1535 amino acids)
Biological process (GO): resolution of meiotic recombination intermediates
Cellular component (GO): condensed nuclear chromosome
Molecular function (GO): ATP hydrolysis activity; single-stranded DNA binding
Source: RefSeq, a predicted model, not a curated record